AACACCAGCACGCGAAAGCUAGCAACCCAAUCAAAAAAUAUGGCGUCCUUAGCAACGAAGCAGUUCUUUCGUUGUCUUUCGUAUUAGAAGCUAUCUUUUCUUCACAUGAAAAUGGCGAGAAUAACUGAAGACUUGAUUCGUAAGUGUGCAGAGCACAAUGAGUGCGAAAUUUUCAGUUUAGAAGAAUUAUCUUUGCACCAGAGAAAUGUUAUAAAAAUUGAGCAUAUUGAUAGGUGGUGCAAGGACUUAAAAAUACUUUAUUUACACAGCAAUCUUAUUUCAAAGACUGAAAAUCUAAGUCAUUUAAAAAAGUUGGAGUACAUUAAUUUCACUUUGAAUAAUAUAACCAGGGUAGAAAACCUUGAAGGAUGUGAAUCGUUGAAGAAACUAGAUUUCACGGUCAAUUUCAUUGGAGAACUGACGUCCAUCGAAAGUCUGCAGGGUAAUUACAAUCUGGAAGAACUAUACUUAACAGGAAAUCCUUGUACGGAAUUUGAAGGCUACCGUGAAUAUGUUAUAGCCACAUUACCGCAAUUAGUGAGAUUAGAUGGUGAGAAGAUUAAAAAAUCAGAAAGAAUCUUGGCUAUGCAGAAAUAUAGCAAAGUAAGAGGAGAAGUUCUAGAGCAACAAAAACGGUAUCUACUGAAAGUUGGACAAAAUGAAACUGUUUUGAAUGAUUUCGAAGAUGGGGACCUUGUUUACGACACAAAAGAAUCAGAUGAUGCAAACAAGGAGGACAAUUUCUGGAAGCAACAAACAAAACACACUCCUCAGUCUAGAAUAGAAAUCUUCAAACACAUGCAGAAGCUUUCAAAGAAAAGUGACAGCUACAAAGGAACAAAGAAACCUAAGCCACCUCGAAAACUAAUUACAGAGGACGGAAGAGUUUUGAACGUAAACGAACCCAAACUAGACUUUGAAUUUAUUGAUGAUGAAGAAAACAAUUGCUACAAAUUAGAUUUGGCAGUUUACAGAUAUCUGGAUUCUGCUCUUUUAGAAGCUGAUGUGGAACCCAAUUAUGUUCGCAUCAAAGUGAAAGGAAAAAUCUUCCAGUUGCUUCUUCCUCAAGAAGUCCAUCCAGACCAAAGCACUUCACUACGAUCGCAGACUACUGGACAUUUACUGGUCACUAUGCCUAAAGCAAAUACAGUUCUAAGGAAAAGAGAGGUCACGGAGAAGAACUCUGUUGUUCAAGAGGAAGAUAAAGAAAAAAGUGAAAUUUUGGAAGUUACCCCACCUUUAAUAAAUUACGUCGAUAAAAUUGUGAGAAAACCUGAAAAAGAAUAAAUUCGACGGAAAUAAGAUCUGGAUUACCGAAGCCAUAAUCUGAAUUAUGUAUAAUUCGCUCAGCAGAAGUGAUUCGAUUUUAUUAAAUAAAGUGGUUUCUUUUC
This is a messenger RNA of Stegodyphus dumicola, 1391 nucleotides long. RefSeq names its product touch insensitive larva B (gene tilB). Gene Ontology annotation, molecular function: protein binding. The record is from RefSeq and is a predicted model, not a curated record. NCBI's taxonomy places the organism in Eukaryota, Metazoa, Arthropoda, Arachnida, Araneae, Eresidae. Gene Ontology annotation, biological process: outer dynein arm assembly. Gene Ontology annotation, cellular component: cytoplasm.